UUGGUGGGGACGGUCUAUUCCCGGCCAGGACCCGGAAGUGAAUGGGCGGGGUGGGCUGGUAGCAGGGGUCCAGGCCCGGGCCUGCAGCUGGAAUCCGGAUCGGGGAGUCGCCUGGUCCCCGGGAUGGUCAUCUAUGGUGGCGACUAAAGGCCGCAGCGGACGGCAGCAGGAGCAGCAGCUCGCCUCCGAUGGACGAGUGGAAGCCGAACCCUCGGGCCAAGCCGUUCGUCCCGCGGCGGCACAGGAGCUGGUUCAUCGCCUGGAAGUACAGGCUGAGGGGGCAGCGGUCGGUCAGGAGGCUGUGCCAGACUGGUGCACUCCUGUUUUUACUUGUGACCAUAAUUGUCAACAUCAAACUUAUUUUGGGUACAAGAAGAGCAGCAAAUGAGGAAGAACUAGAAGAAAACUAUGAUGAUGCAAUGCCUAACAUGGAAACUGCUCGUAGGCCUUCACAUGGCCGGAAGGUUCUGGACAUUGAAGUAUAUUCCAGCAGGUCGAAAGUCUAUGUUGCUGUUGAUGGAACCACAGUUCUUGAAGAUGAAGUCAAAGAGCAGAGUCGAGGAAUACAUGUUAUUGUUCUGAAUCAAGCUUCCGGCCACGUAAUGGCCAAACGAGUGUUUGAUACUUACUCACCCCAUGAAGAUGAAGCUAUGAUCCUGUUCUUGAAUAUGGUGUCUCGUGGGAGAAUCCUUCUGUUCACUAUCAAGGAUGAGGGAUCUUUCCAUCUGAAAGACUCUGCCAAAAAUCUGCUUAAAAGCCUCGGUAGUCAAAUUGCUUCAUCACUCAGUUGGCGAGACAUGUGGACUUUUGUGGUAAAGAAAGCAGGUCAAGUGUAUGGUGAAAAACAUUCAAAAUCUCCUGCCUUGGCCACUUGGGGUGAUCCAGUUUUAUUGAAGACCGAAGUUCAGCUAACCUCAACUGAAGAUGCCGAGUGCCAUUGGGCAGACACGGAUGCCAAUCGGAGGAGGAAGACGUUUUGCAGCAAGGUGGAAGGAUAUGGGAGCAUCUGCAGCUGUAAGGAUCCAGCACCUAUUGAAUUUAACCCCGAACCUUUAAAGGAUAACAAAGUUUAUGAUGUCCCAGUGGCAGUGAUAGCAGGUAACAGGCCUAACUACCUUUACAGGAUGUUGCGUUCAUUACUGUCUGCACAAGGUGUAAAUCCAGAGAAGAUCAUUGUCUUCAUUGAUGGUUACUAUGAGGAGCCGAUGGAUGUGGUGGAACUCUUUGGCCUGAAAGGUGUUCAGCACACUCCUAUUAGCAUUAAAAAUGCUCGUGUCUCACAGCACUACAAAGCCAGUUUGACAGCUACAUUCAAUUUGCACCCGGAUGCAAAGUUUACCGUGGUACUUGAGGAAGACUUGGAUAUCUCGGUGGACUUUUUCAGUUUUCUCAGCCAAACAAUCCAUUUACUUGAAGAGGAUGAAAGUUUAUAUUGCAUAUCUGCUUGGAAUGAUCAGGGUUAUGAGCACACAGCAGAGGACAUUGCUCUGCUCUAUCGAGUGGAAAGUAUGCCAGGGCUUGGCUGGGUUCUAAAGAAGAGCCUUUAUAAAGAUGAACUGGAGCCAAAGUGGCCAACACCCGAAAAGCUCUGGGACUGGGACAUGUGGGUGAGAAUGCCUGAGCAAAGAAAAGGUCGGGAGUGUAUUAUCCCAGAUGUGUCCAGAUCUUACCACUUUGGCAUUGUUGGACUCAAUAUGAAUGGCUAUUUUCAUGAAGCCUAUUUCAAGAAACACAAGCUCAACACAGUUCCAAAUGUGCAGCUUAAAAAUAUAGAUAGUUUGAAAAAGGAUGCUUACGAGAAAGAAAUUCACAAACUGCUAAGUGAGGCCAAGGUUCUAGACCAUACCAAAAACCCUUGUGAAGAUAGUUUCAUUCCAGACACUGAAGGAAAAAUCUAUCUCAUGUAUAUUCGAAUGGACCAGGAAGCUGAUUUUACAACAUGGACACAGUUAGCAAAGUGCCUGCACAUCUGGGACCUAGAUGUCCGAGGUAACCACAAGGGCAUGUGGCGGCUAUUCAGAAAGAAGAACCACUUGCUUGUUGUGGGUACACCUUCCUCUCCUUAUUCGGCAAAGAAACCAGCAUCAAUUAUCCCAAUAUAUAUUGAACCACCUCCAAAGGAAGAUGUGGAAUUGAAUUAAGGAUGGCAUUUGAGGAGUUUACUCAUCAUUUCCGUGACUACUUUGUACCACUAUAUUUAACGCAUUAUCAUGGUUUUACAUGUUUUUUUUAAAAGAUCUGCUUCAAGUAAAGAAAACAAAGUUACCAAUAGCUAAUACUUGAUUAAUUGUACUACUAUAGAUUUAGUUUUAUAAAUUAUGGAUUGAUAUUUAUUUAUUUUACAUGAAUGCUGCAACUGCAUUUUCUGAAAUAUUAGUAAAGCCAAUCAUUUGAUUAACUGGUGUAUCCAGGAAAUUAUGAAUGGGGUCCUGAUUUAUUCAAGCUAAAUAUAAUUGAAUCUGGCAAAACUGAUUAGUUCAAGCGAGCAUAUUUCUUGCAUCAUAAGUGUUUCUACUGUAAUUAUCUCCUGCUGUAUUAUGUACGACAUAACAAAUUGUUGCCCAGAAUUGUAUUAUCACAUCUUCAAAUUCUGCAAAUAUAUAAAGUACUAAUAUGUUAUGAUUUUUUAAAAAAAUGAUUGGGGUCAGUUUAUUGGGAGUAAGAUAUAGGAGGAAAAAUGUUUUUACCCCGCUGGACUGAAUUAUUUAAGGACACGUCAAUCUAACACUAAAUAUUUAAAAAGCUUGUUUAUUUGCAUUUAUUGAACUGGGGUAGAUUAUAUUGUCUAUUAUAAAUAAAUGCUGUUUAUAAUUGUAUAUAAUCAAUGAAGGACUAGUAAAAUAUUAGUACCUAUGGAACUAUAAUUGCUGCUGUUGUGUGACAGAAAAUCUCCUGAGGGUUCCCUGAAUGUUUAAACCAUUUAGUUCAAACAUCAAAGCAGGUACUUUUUCCCUUAUAGUGUUUAAUGUUUACCUACUGUGUGCUCCAGAACAGUGUCAACAGUUAUUGUGUAUUGAAUUAUAUAGUUUAAGCUUUCAUUGCUUCAGAAUCAAUGAAAUGACUGGCUUGAAUGUUCAGUUCAUAAAGGAGUAAUCCUAGUUUUAAUAAAAUGUUUUUACAAUCAACAUUAAAGCUGCUAAUGGUUGAUGGGAGGUGGGGCCAGAACAUGGGUGAGAUUUUGAACACCAAAUAUUUAACGACAAGCAAUUUAUAGUAUCUAUUUACCGUAGAUUUUCUACAAAAACACAAAAAUCAGAAUCCUUUAUAGUAAUGUGAAGGAUAGUUCACACAAGGUGUAUUGAUCUGCACAGUUUCGACUUCUAUUGAGUUAAAAUGGUUAAUGCAAAUGAUUCAUGUGGCAUCAAUGUUUCUUUCAGUUCCAUUCAUAAUGUGACAUUUACGACAAUAUGCUGGAACUGAGAAAUAAAUAAAAUAUACCCCUAACAAAAUUUCACAUGUGGAAACAGACUUAUGUUGAGUGAGUCCCAAUCCUGAGGUGGCAGUUGCUGUAGAGUGAUCUAUUUGGACAGUUGCUGAACGAUGGGUUUCCAAAAAGUGUGUAAAUCUACCAAGGUAACAAAUAACGCUCAAGAUAAUUGGACACUAUUGACUUUAAAAUCAGUUUGUGGUCAUUCCCUAUAAUUUUAAGUUUGUAGAAUUGUAGCUUUCAAAUUGCCAAAUACAUUAUGCCUGCUUAAGUACUCAAAGGUUUCUGUUAUCUGUCGAAGCUAUGUUGAAGUCUCGGAGUUUCCUAAUUUGUUUGGAACCUUAACUGCUGUGGCGAAGUUGUCUUCCCCAUCACAGUCUUGAAUGGUUCAUUUGAUGAGUAGGCUGCAAAUUAGUACAAUUCCAAAUCUUUAAAAAGCUUUGAAAUUUAUAACAGAGGCUCUGCUUUAUGUAUGCUUUUUGUUUUGCAGAAGAUUGAUGAUUCCAUGCAAAAUAAAUUGAUAUUUUGUGCUUAAGAGCAAAAUCAAAUGUGGCUGAAGAAUAUAUUGCCAUGAUGUAUUGCUUGUCCUAACUCCCUAGAAGUGAGUUAAGUUAAGUUUGCAAUCAUUGCUAAUGCAUGAUUUAUUUAGAUCAUGGCCCUACCACAUGAAAUGGGCAGUAUGCACCAUUUUCAGUAACUAGCAACAGGAUAGCAAUUCUCAGAACUUAGUUACUAAAAAUGGAUUCUCUUCAGACACAGAGGUGAGGGUGAAAAUAUGGCUGAUGGAACUCUUGCAUCAAAAUAUAUCUGCCAGAUUUAGAUAUUGACUUUUCAUGAGACUAAGGAGAAAUUAGUAUAAACACAAGGGUACCUAACCUACAAAACUUUUAAUCAUCAUUCUUAAUAUAAUUUUGGCAAUUUUUCCUUGCACAUUUGUGAUUGCUCUGUGUGGACGAUGCAAUAUAAUUAAAGUUUCAGAAAUAUAAUUAGAAGAGCCCAAAGGGAGAGUGUUCAAGAAGGAACUGCAGAUGCUGGAAGAUCGAAGGUACACAAAAAUGCUGGAGAAACUCAGCGGGUUUCGGCCCGAAACGUUGCCUAUUUCCUUCGCUCCAUAGAUGCUGCUGCACCCGCUGAGUUUCUCCAGCAUUUUUGUGUACCAAAGGGAGAGUGUUUGGAUAUAAGGCAAAUUAAGCUAGUGUUUUGCAUCUACUUGAUAAAACAAGGUUGCAACCUAAGUGGUUUGGUUUCAGUUUUGCUCAAUUCACCAUCAAGGCUUCAUUUGUGAAUGCGGUUGACUCCUGAACUGCGAUUAAGUAUUCAAAACUGCAAAGGUUGAUCCUUUCCAUGAACAGAAACUUUGUGCUGUAUUGUCCUCAAUGAAGUGCUGCAUUUCUAAAGCUCAAUAUCAUUUUGCAUCAUCCUUGUGCACAUAUUGCCAUUCUGGUUCUGUUUCUUUAAACUUGGUAAUCCAGAUUUCGAAACCUGGACUGAACUGUUGGCAACAAUAAAUGCAUUGUAUUUUCGGU
Molecule: messenger RNA, 4953 nt
Organism: Leucoraja erinaceus (little skate)
Lineage: Eukaryota; Metazoa; Chordata; Chondrichthyes; Rajiformes; Rajidae
Gene: pomgnt1
Product: protein O-linked mannose N-acetylglucosaminyltransferase 1 (beta 1,2-)
Exons: 21
Coding region: 189-2141 (650 amino acids)
Biological process (GO): protein O-linked glycosylation via N-acetylgalactosamine
Cellular component (GO): Golgi membrane
Molecular function (GO): beta-1,3-galactosyl-O-glycosyl-glycoprotein beta-1,3-N-acetylglucosaminyltransferase activity
Source: RefSeq, a predicted model, not a curated record